CAAGACAGGCUGGCUCAGCGAGCAAGACGUAGGUGGAUCACUCAAAGAACUGAAAGCCCUCUGAGCAAAGGUCUCGAAGACGAGGCUCUGCAAGAGAAAGAAGCAAACUGUGCGGACACGCCUGAGAACUCCAGCCCAACGAAUGCUAGCCACUCAACCCCAUCUUUGCAAUCUACCGCGUCCUCGGGGGAAUCUGUUGGUGCAGAUAGCUGCUUAUCUUCGUGGCGAGACUCGUCGGUGUUCGCAGCACUCUUCACCAACGGUCUCAUCCUGGGCCUACGUUGUGGAAUACAGAUUCCCAUACUCUCGCCGCCGUGCACAGUAAAGGUUCCGCUUUCUCUUCACCCUACAACACUACAGAUGACGAUUCUUCAUAUACCGUGGAUUGAUCGUUUUCCAUUCCCAAAGAUGAGAGACAAUGUCAUUCGGUUAAGUUGUGAAGGCUUUGACGAGGACGAAUUGUUUUCCGACAUCUUCACUGGAGAGAGUUUCACAGUUGCGCCAGGAUCUCUAAGUUGGGACCCAGCAGGCUGGAAGAUGGCAAAAAGCUUUCAAAGUAAAUGGGGGUAUUUGUUUACAUGA
This is a messenger RNA of Exophiala aquamarina CBS 119918, 582 nucleotides long. RefSeq lists its product as uncharacterized. Bases 361 to 582 code for a protein of 73 amino acids. Lineage: Eukaryota; Fungi; Ascomycota; Eurotiomycetes; Chaetothyriales; Herpotrichiellaceae. The record is from RefSeq and is a predicted model, not a curated record. The transcript has 2 exons.